AUCGUUAUUUUUUUUGACAUUUUACUGUAACCUCAAAUAUUGACAAGUGCCGAUGGUCGAGUCGAUGGCAUGAUCGUAUGUUUUUACAAUUAUUAAUUAAUCAAACAAGAUUAUUUAAUCGAUAACAAUCACCGGAAAUAAAGCACUUGAAGAGGCCCUUAAAGAUAUUUUUUUUUUUCAAGUUAUUUGCCACAUAUCAUUUCAAAAUUGAUCGAAAACGAGCAAAGAUGUCUGCGAAACUGAAGAUUGGUAUAAUAGGAGGAUCUGGAUUGGAUAAUCCAGAUAUUUUAAAAAAUCGAACUGAAAAAAAGGUUUCAACACCGUUUGGUGAUCCUUCUGAUUCCUUAGUCCUUGGUGAAAUUGAUGGUGUCUCUUGCGUUCUCCUAGCAAGACAUGGCCAAAAACACGAUAUUAUGCCUAGUAAUGUGAACUACAGGGCUAACAUUUGGGCAUUAAAACAAGAAGGGUGUACCCAUGUUAUAGCCACGAAUGCAUGUGGGUCUCUUCAGGAAGAUAUACCCCCAGGAACUUUGGUUAUUAUCGAUAAUUUUAUAGACAGGACUACAAAACGUAUACAAACCUUUUACGAUGGUGAACCAAAUAACCCUAAAGGAAUAUGCCACCUUCCUAUGGAGCCAGCAUUGUGUGAACAUACCAGAAAAGUUAUAUUAGAGACAGCCAAAAGUAUUAACCAGGAAGUACGAGAUGGGGGUACCAUAGUCGUAAUUGAAGGGCCCCGUUUUUCCAGCAAAGCUGAAAGUACCAUUUUUAGAAGUUGGGGUGCCCAUUUAGUCGGGAUGACUACAGUUCCCGAAAUUGUCCUAGCCAAAGAGGCCGGCCUGUGCUAUGCCGUGAUAGGCAUGGCCACAGACUACGAUUGUUGGAGAGACACAGGUGAAAAAGUAUCUCACAAAUAUGUACUUCAAGUAUUUCAGCAGAAUGUUAAGAAGGUACUGUCUCUGUUGAGGGCUUUAGUACCUCGUAUGGCCAAGGAAGAUUGGGAGGAGACAGUUCAAAAUGCUCAGGCAUUAGUUCAGGAGAGUAUAAUUCUACCCUCUGAUUAACUGAAGCUUUAACUAAAGUAUUUAAAUCAAUUCUUUUUAGGCACCAACAAGUAUUUUGCACGUUAUAUUUUAUUAGAGAAUUUUAACUUUGUUUUAAAUAUACAGAUAUAAAUAAAUA
Sitophilus oryzae (rice weevil) is the source of this 1182-nucleotide messenger RNA. RefSeq names its product S-methyl-5'-thioadenosine phosphorylase-like. The transcript has 7 exons. The record is from RefSeq and is a predicted model, not a curated record. Lineage: Eukaryota; Metazoa; Arthropoda; Insecta; Coleoptera; Curculionidae. Bases 228 to 1064 code for a protein of 278 amino acids. Gene Ontology annotation, molecular function: S-methyl-5-thioadenosine phosphorylase activity. Gene Ontology annotation, cellular component: cytosol. Gene Ontology annotation, biological process: nucleoside metabolic process.